GGAACUCUUUUGUGUUGAAAGGUUAGCAUGUAUCUGACGAAUGUUUAUCUCUGAAGUAAUUUUUGGUGAACCAAAAAAUACACAUUCUGGGUGAAAAAAAUGUAGGACAUCUCGGAAUUAAACUUAUGGAUUAAUGCUCUGGUGGCAGAAUUUUAUCUCAAAAAUGCCCCGAGCAAGCUUAAAACAUUUGCUCGUAUUUUUGGGCAUCACCACACUUCUGGUAACUGUGUACAAUAUUGGAAAAUGUGAUAUUGCCAGAAACGACAGUAACUUCUAUCGGGAAGAAAAAUUGCCACAUCUUGAUGGUAAUUUUGGUGGCACUAAAGGUUUUCAGCCACGAGUAGCUCAUUCAUAUGACAUUGCUAAAGAGAAGCAACCCAUAGAAUAUGAGGAAAUAGAUUGUAUUAUAAAUGAGGAUUAUACAGUUAAAGGGAGAAAAGAGGGCAGUGAAGUGUACAUGCCAUUUUCAUUCAUACAGAAAUAUUUUGAGGUUUAUGGAGAUAUAGAUAAGUCGGACGGGUACGAGAGGUUUUCCUUCCACCACAGUUACCAGGAUGAUUUCCCCACUGGUCCCCAGCCCAGGUACUCCCCCAGUGGAGUCUUCAUGUCCUUUGACCUUUACAGUGUAGAGGACAGGAACAGAGUGAAAUGUGUCAGUGGGAUAGAAGGUGUCCCAAUAUCCACACAAUGGGAUCACAAAGGUCACUAUUAUCCAAUACAGAUUGCACAGUUUGGAUUAAGUCACUACAGUAAACACUUAAUCCAGCCCAAAAACAAGGUCAAAAUACUGGAGGAUGGAGAGCGGACAGACUUAUCAGACUGGCUACUCCCAGAUCAAAAGUCGGAAAUCCGCAGCAAACUGGAUGACCGUACUUACCUGGAUAAUGGAGUGGUGGAAUUCCAAACAUCUCCAAGCAUGAAAAAUCCAGGAAUCAGCAUAUCAACGAGAGAGAAAAAGUUGUCUACUCUUUCUAUGGAUCUCAACUUCAUCAACAAUGGCAGUAUAACUGUAGUUAUUCAGAUGGGGGAUGGGAAUUUGUAUCGUAUUCACUAUGUUCUCAGUGACACAGUCAUGAGGCAAGACGGCAACAGAGACCUUUACUAUGGGCUUGGAUCUUCCAAGAAAGGAAAGUGGUUUCAUUUAACAAGACUUCUUCUGGUUGAUUUUCAAAAGGGAAUGAACUUGAUGUAUUCCAAAACUCGUGGUGCUAGAAUGAAGAAUAGUGCUCGUAUUACAGCCAUUUGUGUUCGCGGCCGUGGUGUUAUGGACAAUGUCACGCUUUCUGCACAUGCUCAUAUGGACCUGUUUUUCGAUGCUGCAAAUUACUUAGUGCGGCAUCAGAAUUCCAUUGGCGGUUGGCCUGUCAUGGUUCCUCGCAAACUCAUUCCAGAGGUCAUGGAGCUUGACUCUGGCUGGUACUCGGCCAUGGGUCAAGGUCAAGCAAUAUCUCUUCUUGUGCGUGCCUAUGUUGUCUCAAAAGACGUAAAGUACAUUGACGCAGCAGGCAAAGCCCUCAGUGUUUUUGACAUUCCAAGUUACCAAGGGGGAAUAACUUCCAAAUACCUCAACACUUAUGAGUGGUAUGAAGAGUACCCCACGUCGCCUAGUAGUUUUGUGCUCAAUGGAUUCAUGUACUCUUUGAUAGGGCUUUAUGACUUAAGAGAAACAGCAACAGGAAAAAUCAGAGAGAAAGCAUCAGAGUUAUUCAACAGAGGGAUGAGGACUUUAAAGGCCAUGCUUCUAUUGUUUGAUUCUGGAACAGGUACAUUUUAUGACCUACGGCAUAUCACUGCGGGUCUAGCGCCGAACCGAGCCAGGUGGGACUAUCACAAAGUUCAUAUCAACCAGGUACAGUUGCUGAGUGAAGUGGACAGUGAUCCACUGUUUACCAGUACAGCAGAGAGAUGGAAAGGGUACAUGAAAGGGAAGCUGUCGCCCCACAAUUAGAAUACAACUUCUUUUUAUUUGUUUUCAUUUUAAAGGAAAUGUGAUAUUCUUUCUCUUUUUUUUUCUAAUAGUAUGUGGUAUCAUACACAGAUGAGGCAUAAAGCUGUGUUUUAUUUAGUCAUUCCAAUUCUUUUCUAUUUUACCUAAAGUCUUUAACUUAUUUUAUGAUUUUUCUGUUGGUGCUUAUUUGUUCAGUGAACUGUAGAUUUAGAAAAACUAUACGAUUAUAAUUUUAUUACACGGUUAAGACAUGUAGGGCAUCAAAUUAAACUGAAUAAUUGUAGUAUAAAGGAAAAAUGAAUUUCGUUUGAUCAUUUAAAAAAAAAUUUAAUUUGUUGUUGAUUUUUUUAAAGAUGUAAGUAAACUACCGGGUAUUAUUUAGUAAAAAAAAAUUCCAUAUAAUUUAGCUUUAAAAUAUGAAUAUUUUCCUCUAUCUUUAUUCAGCGCUCUCCUUAUAGAGAUUAUAUUCUAAAAUGACUAUCAUUGUUUAGGCCUUUAAGUGAACAUGACCUUGAGAUAUUAAGUUUUAUUUGUUUCCUAUUCUUUCAAAGACAAAUGCACUUUGUGCAAUGCAAUACAUAUUUCAAGUUUUGAGGUGAUCAAUAUAUUCUAAUAUACUGGGCAUGAUUUGCAGUGCUUUUGAUUCAUAAAUAAGCAUUUACUGUAACUGCAUUUUAUAAGCAAAGUCAAGUUUUGAUGGUAUCAAUGUGUUUCAGAUAUCUGAUGCUUUGAGACCAAUGUUCAUCAUUUUAUUUCACUGAUAUUUUGAUAUAUCUGUUACAUAUCUAUUAUUUAUGUAGUAACAUAGGAUAGAAAUACACAUGUACUGUAAACCAAGUUUAAUUUGCUAUUACUUCAUUAUGGUAUUAACCAGUGAUAAUGAAACUCGUUUCCUGACAAUGUAAGGUAUUUGCUAUUAUAUAUUCCUGAACAGAUAGGAAAAACAUUCAUAUGAAAUAGGAAGUGACUCAAGUGAGAUAUAUUUGUGAUUGUGUAAUUCUUCUGAAUUUUGAAAUAAUUUCUUGAACAUUUACAGUAGGGAAUUUUUCAUAUACAACAAGGAAACAAAUACAGAACAGACAUAUUUUUGUCAGUUUUGAUUUUCUGAUUUAAUACAAAUACAGGUAUCUGUGAUCUUUAUUAGCUAUAUACAUGUAUACACUAUAAGUAUGUAGACUUUAACAGGUAUACUCAUGUUAUGGACACUGUAGCUUUAUGAAUUAGUUACUUAGAUAUCAGUUUUCAUUAUGGUUGUGCCAUGUAGCACCAUCUCAUGCGUACUUGUGCAUUGGUUCUGCAGUCAGUAAUGACUUUUGCUCAGGUUUAAUUUGUUGAUCAUUUUUAUCUGUCAUUGUUAGAUUUGUUAUUUUGGUUUUUUUUUUUCUUUUUUUUAGUAAUCAGUGGGGUUGCCUCUGUUUAUGCAUUAACAUGUUACUUUCUUUAUUGCUGUCAAUAUAAUGAACAAAACUACUGUAAACACGGUCAUUUUUGUUGGAGUGUAAUUUACAGGACUGUAUAUAUGUAAUGGGAAAAUUUUUUUUUUUUUUUAGAAAAGAACUUCUACUUUCAUAUUGUAUAUAUUAUUCCAACAAUGUAAACAAAUUUGUUGCAUGAAUGCUCAUAUAUUUUUAAUUCAUGGACAAACACAUAAUAUUCACUGAAAAACAUCCAAAUAGAUAUUCAGUUGAUUCUAGCAUGCUACGGUUUAAUGCUUGCUUCUUGACAGAUGCAGAUAUUAGCACACAAAAAUUAUACAAAACCUAUUGUUUGUAGCAAUAUUUCAUAUGUCUUCCAAUUAAUAGAUACAGGCUGGCAUAUGAAGGAAUACAAUUAGAAAGGUAUUUGGUACUGGAUUCUAUUGAGUGAGAGGGUAUUUUAAUUAUGGUGCUUUAAACUGUUCUUGUACAUCAGAUGAAACACGAUCAUAUUGUGUUUUAUAUAUAAUCCAUGUGUAUACAUUGUAUGAUACAAAGUUUUAUAUGUUCACAUUCCAAUGUGGUAUCAUGUUCUUAUAUAUCAAAAGAUUUUCAUAUAUUUUUAUAGUCUGAGAGGAGGAUGUUUAUUGAUUAUGGGCGUGUUGUAGGUGAAUGCGUAGAAUUUCAUGUAUGACAGACUUAAGUGUAGAAGGGAGAGAACUCUUGGCAUUUGUUACAUUGUCACAAUACUCCAUUUUCAUUAUCAGCUGGCCACUUGGUUUCAUACAAAGGCAGGCUAAAUAAACCAUAAAAACCUUGA
This is a messenger RNA of Magallana angulata, 4183 nucleotides long. Its product is annotated as D-glucuronyl C5-epimerase B-like. The transcript has 6 exons. Gene Ontology annotation, cellular component: Golgi apparatus. The record is from RefSeq and is a predicted model, not a curated record. Lineage: Eukaryota; Metazoa; Mollusca; Bivalvia; Ostreida; Ostreidae. Gene Ontology annotation, biological process: heparan sulfate proteoglycan biosynthetic process. Bases 134 to 1948 code for a protein of 604 amino acids. Gene Ontology annotation, molecular function: heparosan-N-sulfate-glucuronate 5-epimerase activity.